UGGUUGUUUGGAUUUACAUUUGAUGUUCCCUGAAGAAGGGUUAUUGUUUUUUUUUUUUCUUCCUCAAUCGCUACUUCCUUAAGUACACCUUACACUGAAUAUUGCAUUUUAACAACAUAAAUAAAGGGUUUCCCCCAUGAGAAGAUGAUUUGGUAUCACUGGACUUGAAGGAAAGGAGAUCCUUUUUGGCCUUCUUCAACUGCUAAUCCAAGCUAGCUAAGAGAAGAACACACCUGCAGUGUUGACUGGUUUUUGAAAGAAAGUUAAACUCAAACCAACAGAUCGAGUUGUAAUAUAGUUCGUCAACAAUCAAGCAAUAUGCACAGAAGAGGAGUUGGAGCAGGAGCUAUCGCCAAGAAGAAACUAGCUGAGGCCAAGUACAAGGAGAGGGGUACAGUCUUGGCUGAAGAUCAGAUUGUACAGAUGUCUAAACAGUUAGAAACAUUUAAAACACAUUUAGAAGAGUUCGCCAGCAAACACAAGCAAGAGAUACGGAAGAAUUCACAGUUCAGGGUACAGUUUCAAGAAAUGUGUGCUACAAUAGGAGUGGAUCCACUGGCAUCCGGUAAAGGAUUUUGGUCUGAAAUGCUCGGAGUUGGAGAUUUUUAUUAUGAGCUUGGGGUACAAAUUAUUGAAGUCUGUCUGGCUCUAAAGCACAGAAAUGGCGGACUAAUUACGCUGGAGGAACUUCAUCAGCGUGUUUUAAAGGGAAGGGGGAAAUUUGCUCAAGACGUGAGUCAUGAUGACUUAAUACGAGCCAUUAAAAAACUUAAGGCAAUGGGAAACGGCUUUGGGAUGAUUCCUGUUGGAGGCUCUUAUUUAGUCCAGUCAGUUCCAGCUGAGCUCAAUAUGGAUCACACUGUCGUUCUGCAGCUCGCUGAGAAAAAAGGUUAUGUAACAGUAAGUGAGAUCAAAGACGGCCUAAAGUGGGAGAAAGAACGGGCUUGUCAUGUUCUUGACCACCUGCUGAAAGAAGGGCUGGCAUGGUUGGAUAACCAGGCUGCAGGGGAAUCACAGUACUGGCUACCCGCCCUGUUCUCUGAACUUUCUUCUCAUGAUGUCACACCCGAGGAGGCAAAUCAGAUGACACCAUGACAAUUAAAAAUGAUUGCUAUAUGCUGAGAAUUUGGUGGAAGUAAAGCUUUUAAGUACAUGGAACACUGUAAUUUGAAGAUCUGAAGUCACGUUUUUCAUACAUGUAAAAACUCAAGAGAAAUAAAUAAAGAGAAAGGACAGUUAUUA
This is a messenger RNA of Silurus meridionalis, 1242 nucleotides long. It is a transcript of the gene snf8, whose product is annotated as SNF8 subunit of ESCRT-II. The transcript is spliced from 8 exons. Gene Ontology annotation, biological process: protein transport to vacuole involved in ubiquitin-dependent protein catabolic process via the multivesicular body sorting pathway. The coding region runs from base 319 to 1095 and encodes 258 amino acids. Lineage: Eukaryota; Metazoa; Chordata; Actinopteri; Siluriformes; Siluridae. The record is from RefSeq and is a predicted model, not a curated record. Gene Ontology annotation, cellular component: ESCRT II complex.